AACAUGACGCUGGCCAAGUCGUACAGCCAACUGGCCGAACCAGGAUCUUCCCAAACCCUGGUAAUCACGGGUACUCCGGGCACCCAGGUGGGCGUCUUGAGCGUCGACCAGGCCGUCUAUCUGCUCCGGAGAAAGGACCUCUUGACGCGAGAGAAGCUCUUCCAGCAGCUGGACGCCAAAGACCUGGGCUGCGGAGCGGGAGGUGGCACCGACUCCGUCCAAGCCCUGCACGACGCCGGGGUGCUGCUGCUGGCCAACACGAACGACGACCGCCCCAAGCGAAACGAUUUGUCCUGCCAACCGCGACAUCGCCAGAAGAGAGAGGCACCCCUCAGCGUUGAGGACACUUAUCAGGAUCCCGUGGAACGCGAGUGCUGCUCGCGAGGCCUGAAGCGCGACAAAUUCCUGAGGUCCUGCUCCGAACGUGUGGACGUGCUAAGGGAGUACAGGGAUCACGACGAGUCACUGAUCACGGAAGAAUGCAUCGCAGCCUUUGCGACGUGCUGCGAGCAGAAGGAAGAGCUCGAGGCGAGUGCCAGAUCGGGGGACAAGGACGGCGACAGUCUGGACGACGGGGAAUUCGAAUACGACGGAACUGUACGCCAUGAUUUCAGAGAAACCUCGCUCUUUAAUCAGUACACCAUCGGAAACGACCGGAGAGUGGAAGUUGAGUACUCGCUGCCGGACUCGAUCACGACGUGGGAAGUGAACGCAGUGAGCACAGCCCCUUUAGGCGGCAUCUGCGCUUCGGAGCCUCUUGAGAUCGUCGCCUUCAAGAACGUCUUCGUGGAGAUCAACGUGCCCUACUCGGUGCGAAAGAACGAGCAGGUCGAGAUUCCCGCCACCGUUUACAACUACGGCCAGAAAACCAUCAAGGCCAGGGUGGCGCUCCGGGGCACCAAGGACAUCUGCUCCGGCACCAGGGAGGGCGAGAGGUCGGCCAUUCACAGGAUCGACGUUCCGAGCGGCCACGGCAGGACCGUUAUCUUCCCGGUGAUUCCGCUCGCCACUGGGGAGCGCUACAUCGAAGUGAUCGCCGUGAGCAGCGCGGGCAGUGACUCGGCCAGGGUCAAGCUGAAGAUUGAGCACAAUGGUGCCCCCCGAAACGAAUCUUUCAACGUACCCCUGAAUCCCACCGACGUUAAGAAGCGACAACAGCGCAGCAUCUUCCACGAACACUACACGGAGAGCUACGCCACCAACGGCCGGCAGCUUGUUCAGAUCCAGCGGCCCAGUCCGGACAUCGCAAUUCCGGGUUCCGAGCACUGCGAGAUCGGCAUUAUCGGCGACAAACUCGGUCCGGCGCUAGAGACAAUGGUCAAAAAUCCCGGAAGCAUCAUGAGUAUGCCCACCGGAUGCGGAGAGCAAACCAUGAUCAGUCUGGCCCCAACCCUGUACGCUUACCAGUACCUGAGAGCCGUGGGAAGUAUCGGCGGUCCGUACGAAGACCACGCUCUCGGCUUCAUUCGUGAAGGCUACAAGAGGAUCCUGACUUACAGAAAACCUGACGGGUCUUUCGCCGUUUGGACCGAUCAUCCUUCCAGUCUCUGGCUGACGGCGUUUGUCCUUCGGAACCUGUGCGAAGCCCGAAAGUCAACCAUGAUCGACGAGGCGGUGAUAACCAGCGGAUUGCGGUAUAUAAUGACGCAACAGCAACAGAACGGAAGCUUCAAAGACGCCUAUCAUCUGCACCACAAAGAACUUCUGGGCGGCGUUGACGGACCGGUGCCUUUGUCGGCCUACGUCCUGCUCACGCUGCAAGAAUGCAUCAAGGAUGGGGUCAGGGUGGACGACCUGGACGUGUCCAGGGCCCGAGCGACCAACUUCGUGGAGAACAACCUGGAGUCUGGUUCGCCGCCGUACACCCUGGCGCUUGCAGCGUACGCUCUCGCCCUGAGCGACAGCCCCAACAGACUCACGGCGCUCGAGUGGCUCAGGAACGUCGUUGUCCACGACCAGGUGGCGGAUACUCGGCAUGUGCCGUCGACCACGCUACCGCUGACGAUCCAGGGAACAGCCUACGCCCUGAUGGCCUUCCUCUCCGAGAGAGAGAACCGGGACUACGUCGACGGAUACGUCCGCUGGCUCAACGGCAAGAUGCAGCCCACGGGAGCCUUGUCGUCCACCCAGGACACUGUGGUGGCGCUUCAGGCGCUCGCCAAGUACGCCACCGUCAGCAAGGACGACAACAUCGACCUCACGUGCCAAGUGACCGUGAGCAAACCGAGCGAGUUCAAGGAGGUCGUCCGAAUCAAGCGAGACAACGCCCAUCAGCUCACUAGGAUUCCGAUUCCAAGCGAGGGGGAUAAGAUCUUCGUCGACGUGAGAGGCUCGGGCUCUGCUCACAUGUAUUUCCUCUACAAGUACAACGCUCCCGUUGAACGCGAAGACAUAUGCAAGUUCCACAUCGCUGUCAACUUUGAGGAAAAGAAACCAGACAUUCAACAUCUUUUAACACGCAUUGCAAGAGAUGCCAGUAAGCAACGGCGAAUGAAGUCCAAGCUCAGUAGCACGUACAAGAUUAAGGUGUGCGCAAGAUACCUGGAGCGGAAUGCUACGGGAAUGGCCAUCCUGGACGUUGGUCUUUUGACAGGUUUCAAGCCUAUUGUCGAAGACCUCAAGAAGCUUGUCACUGACGGAGUAGUUCAAUUCUACGAACUGACACGUCGUAGCGUCAACUUUUACGUUGAAUCUAUUCCCACGAAUGCUGAGGUGUGCCUGGAAUUUGGGCUCGACAAGGAGUUCGAGGUCGGGCAGAUCCAGUCCAGCUACGUCAAGGUGUACUCCUAUUACGAUCCAGAUACGUCCUGCACGGAGUUCUACGCCCCCGACAACUCGAGCCCCCUGCUGAAGCUGCACUGCGACGACACCGAAGUCUGCGCGUGUGCCGAAGGGGGCUGUCCACCCGAGAAACCUCUGGCACCUUUCGUCAAGGAAAUCGACGACGUUAACGAUCGUCGGGAGAGCCUGAGAGAGUUCGUCUGCGAUAAGGUGGACUACG
This is a messenger RNA of Ixodes scapularis (black-legged tick), 3001 nucleotides long. RefSeq names its product complement C3. Gene Ontology annotation, molecular function: endopeptidase inhibitor activity. Gene Ontology annotation, cellular component: extracellular region. The record is from RefSeq and is a predicted model, not a curated record. The annotation marks the transcript as partial. NCBI's taxonomy places the organism in Eukaryota, Metazoa, Arthropoda, Arachnida, Ixodida, Ixodidae. The transcript is spliced from 23 exons.